GCUGAGCCGGCGGCUGGACCGCGGCCCCUCGGUACCGGCAGCGGCUCCGAGCCCCGCCGAGCCGCCUCCUGCCCGGUGUCGCAGCACAGGGGCAGCCAUGGGCAAGCACAGCAGCAAGCUGGCCCCGGAGAUGCUGGAUGACCUGGUGAGGAGCACGGAGUUCAGCGAGCAGGAGCUGAAGCAGUGGUACAAGGGCUUCCUCAAGGACUGCCCCACCGGCAUCCUCAACCUGGAGGAGUUCCAGCAGCUCUACAUCAAGUUUUUCCCCUAUGGAGACGCCUCCAAGUUUGCCCAGCACGCUUUCCGCACCUUUGACAAGAACGGGGACGGCACCAUCGACUUCAGGGAGUUCAUCUGUGCCCUGUCUGUCACCUCCAGGGGCACCUUUGAGCAGAAACUCAACUGGGCCUUUGAGAUGUACGACCUGGAUGGGGAUGGGAAGAUCACACGCCUGGAGAUGCUGGAGAUCAUUGAGGCCAUUUACAAGAUGGUGGGGACUGUGAUCAUGAUGAGGAUGAACCAGGACGGGCUGACACCCCAGCAGAGAGUGGACAAGAUCUUCACAAAGAUGGACAAGGACAAGGAUGACCAGAUCUCCCUGGAGGAGUUCAAGGAGGCGGCCAAGAGCGACCCCUCCAUCGUCCUGCUGCUGCAGUGUGACAUGCAAAAAUAGAGCCCUGGACUGGCUGCAGCCAAACUCUGCCCCCUGUGAUGGUUUCAAUACCCAUUUUCCCUCCUUUUUAAGCCCAGGCAUGAGCCACAUUCCAUCCCUCCUGCUGCCCCUGCAUCCUGGGCAGCCCCUGUUCCACACCCUGCCAGGGCAGAGCCUGCUCUGAGUGUUGUCACCCUGUCCCACCCUGAGCUGGACACCCUGCAGCCACUGCUGUGUCCUGGCUGAGCAGGGACAGCUGUUCCCACAUCCCUGUGCCUUUCUCCUGCUUUCCCCUGGCCCAUUCCCUGAUCCUGAGAUCAACUCUGUCCCCUUCCUGCUGGUUUUCCCCUCAAUUCAUGGCUUGUGAUGUGUCCAGGGAGGCUGAAAAAGUCCCAAGUCCUGCUCCUGGUCCCUCCUUCACUGGCAAUUCCCUGGAAGGCUGCCUGGAGAGGCCAGGGCAGGGUCCUGCACCACUUUAGUUCUUCCACCUUUUUCCUGCUGGGAGCAGCCUGGGUUGGUCAGGACUCUUGAGAGGAGAAGAGAAUUGUCCAAAUCCAGCCCUGGAUGUGGUCCCAUCCCAGAACCACCUUCCAUCCCAUCAGGUGGGUGACAUCCACAGCCUGCUCUGUGACAUUUCUGACCCUCCUGGACAUUGAGGUGACACCUGCAGCCCCAAACUGGAGGUGAGAUCAGGAGUGUGGGUGUGGAAGGCAGGUCCUGGUGCUGCUCCUGGUGUGUGUGGCACUGCUGUGGGGACAGCUGGCAGGUCCUGGUGCUGCUCCUGGUGGGGACAGCUGGCUGCUGGAUGAGGGCUGUGGGGAGACCUGGAUGGGUCCUGAACCUGCUGAGCCUCCUGGCAAAGCUCUGAGGCCACAAGAAACAAAUCUGUCUCCUUCCUCCCCCCCUCCCAGGCUGGUGUUUAGUCUGGCCAGGCUGGUGUUUAGUCUGCACGUUGUGGUGUUGAUGGCUGUGGUGUCUGUUAGGAGAUGGUGAAGUCUUUACCUAUUUUUUUAAUGGAAAAAAUAAACUGUCCCCUGUGUGUG
Molecule: messenger RNA, 1695 nt
Organism: Catharus ustulatus (Swainson's thrush)
Lineage: Eukaryota; Metazoa; Chordata; Aves; Passeriformes; Turdidae
Gene: HPCAL4
Product: hippocalcin like 4
Exons: 4
Coding region: 98-673 (191 amino acids)
Molecular function (GO): calcium ion binding
Source: RefSeq, a predicted model, not a curated record